AUGCCGCCGCGAUUCUCAGUUCAGCCUUCCUGGAAGGCUUUGACCGGUACGCUUUACGGACAGAGCCCGGCCGCCGUAACAUCCAAUGUGUCUCAUGCCACUGCCAGGGCAGCAUCCACUAAAGCUCCAACCCAGAAGAGAACCGACUUCUUCCGGGCUGCCCAGGCUCGUCAGCGAAAGGCCGCCAACCUCUCCCGACAGAAAGUUCUCCAAGCGGAACGGGACGCCUCGCUAGGCGACCCGGUGGAGAGCCAGCCCACACCUUUCAUUCAAGACAUCCAAGCGGUUUCAACUGGAUCUCAAUCUUCAGCAUCCGCCGGUAUCAACUACUACCUGAAGAAAGAUGACCUCACAAGCGCCUUGGAAUUCUCCAAGGACUUGACCGAACCCCUUCGCAACCCGAACCGUGAUACAGCGGACCCACAAGCCGAACAGAAAGCAUCGGAGGGACACGAAAAAGCGCAUCAUAACGCAGAGGAGGCUAUCCAGCGCAUUGUCGACCUAAACAAUGGAAACACCAAAGAUCGCAUGCGGUUGAAUAUACAGAAAUGUAUCGAGGAGUUUGGGCGACACAGCACCGAUAAAGUACUACCCCCCAAGCCUACUGGGCUACGACACGAAUCUGCUCCAAUCCACUCCGAAAAAGCGCCCCGUGUCGGUAUCGAUACAGGCUCCCCCGAGGUUCAAGCAGCUAUCUUGACAAUCAAGAUCAUGAACCUUUCUCGUCACCUGCAGACUGCCAACAAGGAUAAGCACAACAAGCGCAACUUGCAGCUGCUGGUUCACAAGCGACAAAAGCUCCUCCGUUAUGUCCGGCAAAAGGAGCGUGGCGGUCCCCGAUGGCAAAACCUGAUGGAGAAAUUGGGUCUGUCUGAGGCUGCAUGGAAGGGCGAGAUUGCCCUGUAG
This is a messenger RNA of Penicillium odoratum, 906 nucleotides long. Its product is annotated as mitochondrial 37S ribosomal protein uS15m. Gene Ontology annotation, biological process: translation. Gene Ontology annotation, molecular function: structural constituent of ribosome. Lineage: Eukaryota; Fungi; Ascomycota; Eurotiomycetes; Eurotiales; Aspergillaceae. The record is from RefSeq and is a predicted model, not a curated record. The transcript is spliced from 2 exons. The coding region runs from base 1 to 906 and encodes 301 amino acids. Gene Ontology annotation, cellular component: ribosome.